AUGUCAUACACAGCUGUACCAGACCAACCACCAAGCUAUCCACCGGGAGAGGAACAGAGUGGAGAUAGACAAUUUGGCGACAAUGUCCCUGAUGACUUCAAGUACUCAGUCGAUGUUGCAUCAUGUGAACUCCCUGUACGUCAAUUAUUCAUUCGAAAAGUAUAUCUGUUGUUAACAAUACAAUUGAUGGCUUCAGUUCUUGUCGGAUACGUUGUUAGGUCAUCAGACCUGAUCUUGGCUUGGACGUUGAACCAUCCAUGGAUCCUUAUCUUCAACUUGUUUGCGUCAAUUGGAUUCAUGGUUGGGGCUUUCUUCAAAGCCAGAUCUUACCCUAUUAACUUGGCGCUACUUGGUGGUUUUACAGUAUUUGAAAGUUUUACCUUGGGAAUGGCUUGUGCAUUUGUUGAAAGUACCGUUAUCAUUGAGGCCAUCUUGUUGACAUUGAUUAUAUUUAUUGGCUUGACGCUUUUUGCUUUCCAAACCAAAUACGAUUUUAUUAGUUGGCAAGGCACUUUGGGAAUGAUCUUGUGGGGCUUGAUUGGAUGGGGAUUCAUUAUGAUUUUCUUCCCAGGAAACAAGGGGAUUGAAAAUGUCUACUCGUUCAUCGGGGCCAUUUGA
Lodderomyces margitis is the source of this 618-nucleotide messenger RNA. RefSeq lists its product as uncharacterized. NCBI's taxonomy places the organism in Eukaryota, Fungi, Ascomycota, Pichiomycetes, Serinales, Debaryomycetaceae. The record is from RefSeq and is a predicted model, not a curated record. Gene Ontology annotation, cellular component: membrane. The transcript is spliced from 2 exons. Bases 1 to 618 code for a protein of 205 amino acids.